AUGAUAUCAUUUGUCCUUGCUAGGACUCCAGAAUCUUUGGUUGCUAGAUUGAUGUGGCUUGGUAUAAAGGAUGGACGAUAUUUUAUGCGACAUGUCUGCCAAGAUGCAGAUGAUCUUCAAACAUAUGGUUGGAAUAAACAUAAUGGAAGAGACUAUGGACAACCGGUUCUAAUUGAUCAUGGCAUGACAUUAACCACAAGUUUCUUGAAAUCCAAGAUCAAUGUUUCCUACACUAUUUCCUCCACUGAAUUCCAAUUUCCACCACUGCAUGCAAUUUACCAUGUAUUGUUCUCCUUUGUUGUUGUUUUUUUCAGAUUGAGUGAAGAAAUGCCAAAUGCUGCACAUCUUUUCUUUUAUGUGGCUGAUGAGGGUGAAAAUGCUCUGAGCUUAGGUAGAAGUGUUACCGAAAUUCAUGAGAAGUCUCUAUUGGCAUUUGGAUCACGAUCAGAUGUCAGUGAUUGGGAGCUACACUUAAAAUCAAUGGUCACAUUUUUUGAAGAAACGGAAAGAGGAAAGAUGGAGAAAGUGACACAAUCCCUGAAAGCCAACCCCAAACGUGAAGUAUGGGACUGCGAAAGCUCUCUAUACGACUCUUUUGAACUCAAAUCUUUCGAACGACAGCUUGAUUCUGCAAUAUCCUCCAGAACCAUGUCAAUGCCCCACCUCUCGUCGUCGUCCUCCUCCUCCUCCCUCCGCCACCAAUUACCACCACCUUUCGAUCACAAACCCACCUCCAAGAAACCCUUCAGACUCAGCCGCUCCCUCAACAAGCUAAUCCGAUCAGUUUUCCGGCCUAGACAUAACCACCAUACCUCAUCAAGAGGUGAAGGUUUUUACGUCUAUGAUACUUCAACUGCUCUCUCCACCAUACCAGAGGUGCCGGAGACCAUGCCGGAGUUUGAUCGGCUUUCACCAGACAUGAAGUUAUUGAUCACAAGAACGGGUUCUGAUCGGUUUAUGCCAACUUCUCUCGGUAUAUCAUGUGCUUGA
Messenger RNA from Lactuca virosa, 990 nucleotides. The record is from the annotation of a GenBank genome assembly. Lineage: Eukaryota; Viridiplantae; Streptophyta; Magnoliopsida; Asterales; Asteraceae.